AUGUCGAAGGGCGACGGUGAACAGCAGAACGGCUCGGGCGAGGAGUCCAAGACCAACCUCAUCAUUAAUUACCUCCCGCAGAGCAUGACACAAGAGGAAAUAAGAAGCCUGUUUUCGAGCAUCGGCGAGGUAGAAUCAUGCAAGCUGAUAAGAAACAAAGGCGCCGCAUUCCCUGAUGCUCUUAAUCAUGCGCUGCAUGGAGGCGGACAAAGCCUCGGCUAUGCCUUUGUUAACUACCACCGACCUGAAGACGCAGAAAAGGCGAUCGCCACCCUGAACGGGCUCCGACUUCAGAAUAAAACAAUCAAAGUAUCAUACGCGAGGCCAAGCAGUGAAGCUAUUAAAGGCGCAAAUCUAUACGUGUCCGGACUGCCGAAGACGAUGACCCAAACGGAAUUGGAGAGGCUGUUCAGUCCAUAUGGUCGCAUAAUUACGUCGCGAAUUUUGUGCGAGAAUUCCGGUGGCCGGCCAUUUACCGGUGGCGAGCAGGGACUGUCGAAAGGUGUAGGAUUCAUUCGCUUCGACCAGCGCGUGGAAGCCGAAAGGGCGAUACAGGAGCUUAACGGGACUGUGCCAAAGGGUGCUACGGAGCCGAUCACAGUGAAAUUCGCUAACAAUCCGAGCAAUAAUGGAAAGGCGCUGGCACCGCUGGCAGCAUACUUGCCUGCAGCUCUACGUUUCCCUGCACCACUGGGCCGCUUCAGUUCAGGCAAGUCCUUACUCGCAAUUAAUAAAGGACUCCAGCGCUACAGCCCCUUAGCAGGUGAAUUACUCGGCGGUGUGCUUCCUGGUGCCGUUGGUUCUGAAUGGUGUAUCUUUGUCUACAACCUUGCCCCGGAGACCGAAGAAAACGUCUUGUGGCAGCUUUUUGGCCCAUUUGGCGCCGUUCAGAGCGUCAAAGUUAUCCGCGACCUACAGACCAACAAAUGUAAAGGCUAUGGCUUCAUAACAAUGACCAACUACGACGAAGCUGUGGUCGCUAUUCAGUCGCUCAACGGGUAUACACUCGGCAAUAGAGUGCUUCAGGCCAUGAUUGGACUCAAACCAAUGUAUGCCAAAUGUACGAGAAUCAUCUCCGCUCAGGCGCGCCAGGCGUGGGCGCGCCACGCGCCGCUCCAGGCUCUCCCGGGCCAACGGGCGGUACCGGCCGUGCCUGAGGAAGACGGGAAAAUCGAUUUAGCUGUUCUGGGCUACGCGCGGGGUGGGCGAGUAAAGGGGGGGGGCGGUGGCGACAGGGUGGCUGUCGUGCCGCCCUCAGUCGCGCACGAGAAGGAUACAACUCGCGAGAGAGGGAUAGAACGCGCAAGCUAA
Molecule: messenger RNA, 1311 nt
Organism: Diatraea saccharalis (sugarcane borer)
Lineage: Eukaryota; Metazoa; Arthropoda; Insecta; Lepidoptera; Crambidae
Source: the annotation of a GenBank genome assembly